GAACAAGAAAGUUCAUUAGAGUUUUAAGUUUUAAGGGUUAGUUCAGCCAAAAAUGAAACUUAUGUCAUUAAUUACUCAACCAGAUUCCAAACCCGUAAGACAUUAAUGUAUCUUCGGAACACAGAUGAAGAUCUUUCUAAAGAGUCAUUGGAGGAGAUCAAACUCAUCAGAUUCUCCUGCAGCUUCAUCAUGGCUGAUUCACAAGGAUCCAGAGAUGGAGAUUUUUCUCCAGGAUGCAGUUCAGUCCAGCAGAAGAGCUCAAACCCAGAGUCCAGCUGUGUGUCUGUGAAGAGUAACCAGUCUAUGGAUCCGCCACCAAAGCUUAAGAGUGGAGACAAACAGCCUGAUCUCAGUUCAGUCCAGCAGAAGAGCUCAAACCCAGAGUCCAGCUGUGUGUCUAUGAAGAGUAACAGGUCUAUGGAUCCGCCACUAAAGUUUAAGAGUGGAAACACACAGCCUGAUCUCAGCCAUGACUCUAAACCUGCUGAAGUCCUCAACACAUUGAGAUCAAAUCUGAGAAAGAAGUUUGAGUGUUUGUAUGAGGGAAUAUCAAAGCAGGGAAACCCAACACUCCUGAAUGAGAUCUACACAGAGCUCUACAUCACAGAGAGUGAAAGUGGAGAGAUCAGUAAUGAGCAUGAGGUGAGACAGAUUGAGACACAGUCCAGGAGAACAGAAACAGAGGACACACCAAUCAAAUGCAGUGGCAUCUUUAGACCUUUACCUGGACAAGACAAACCCAUCAGAACUGUGCUGACAAAGGGAAUCGCUGGCAUUGGAAAAACAGUCUCUGUGCAGAAGUUCAUCCUGGACUGGGCUGAAGGAAAAGAGAAUCAGGACGUCCAGCUCAUAUUUCCACUUCCUUUCAGAGAGCUCAACUUGAUGAAGGACAAAACACUCAGUCUUUCAGAUCUUCUUCAUGUCUUUUUCCCUGAAACAAAAGAAAUGGAAAUAUCCAGUGACAAAUAUAAAGUGUUGUUCAUCUUUGAUGGUCUGGAUGAGUGUCGUCUGUCUCUGGAUUUUCAGAGCGAUGUGAGGUUGUGUGAUGUGACUGAAUCAGCCUCAGUGGACGAGCUGCUGAUGAACCUCAUUGUGGGGAAUCUGCUUCCCUCUGCUCUCAUCUGGAUCACCUCCAGACCAGCAGCAGCUGAUCUCGUCCCCUCUGAGUGUGUCCAUCGAGUGACAGAGGUACGAGGCUUCAGUGACCGACAGAAGGAGAAAUACUUUUGGAAGAGAAUCAGUUGUCAGAGUCUGGCUGACAGGAUCAUCUCACACCUGGAGUCAUCAAAGAGCCUCUUUAUUAUGUGUCACAUCCCAGUGUUCUGCUGGAUCUCAGCCACUGUUCUAGAGAAGAUGUUGAGUGAAGCAGAGAGUGGAGAGAUUCCCAAGACUCUCACUCAAAUGUACACACACUUCCUGAUCCUUCAGACCAACAUCAAACAUGACAAGGACUAUGAGAAGAAAGUGAAAGAUGAAGACAUGAUUGUCAAACUGGGGAAAUUGGCUUAUCAGCAGCUUGUGAAAGGAAACCUGAUCUUCUAUGAGGAAGACCUGAGAGAGUGUGGCAUUGAUGUGACCGAAGCAUCAGUGUACUCAGGAUUGUGCACUCAGAUCUUCAGAGAGGAGUUGGGCUUGCAUCAGGGGAAAGUCUUCUGCUUUGUUCAUCUGAGCAUUCAGGAACAUCUAGCAGCUCUAUAUGUGCAUCUCUCCUUCAUAAACAAGAACAUAAAUGUGUUUGACCAAAUUAUCAAACCAACUAAUGGAGACAAAGUUUCACUAUCUGAUUUCCAUCAGAGAGCUGUGGAUGAGGCUUUAGACAGUAAAAAUGGGCAUCUGGACCUUUUCCUUCGUUUCCUUCUGGGUCUGUCAGUGGAGUCUAAUCAGAGUCUCUUACAAGAACUAAAGACACAGACAGGAAACGGCUCUCACAACAAUGAGCAAACAGUUGACUAUAUUAAAGAAAAGAUCAGUGAGAAUCCCUCUCCAGAUAAAUUCAUCAAUCUUUUUCACUGUCUGAAUGAGCUGGGUGAUCUUUCACUAGUGAACGAAGCUCAACCUCGUAUGAGACGUAGAGGAUUACGUAAUGUGAAACUCUCCUCAUCUCAGUGGUCAGCUUUAGUUUUUGUGUUGUUGACCUCGGAACGGACAAUGCAUGAGUUUAACCUGAGGGGCUUAAUUGGAGCUGGAUAUGAUCAUGACACCCUGAAAGCACAAAAUACAGCAGAUGAAGUUCUUCAGAAGCUGCUGCCUGUGGUUACAGCAACUAGAUCAGCUGUGUUGAGGGAUUGUGGUAUCACAGAUGAAGGUUGUGCUGCUCUGGCUUCAGCUCUGAGAUCAAGCCCCUCACACCUGAGAUAUCUGGAUCUGACUGGAAAUAAACUAGGAUACUCAGGAGUGAAGCUACUCUCUGUUGUACUGGAGAAUCCUCACUGUAAACUGGAGACACUGAGGUUGAUGAAGUGUGCUGUCAAAAAUGAAGGUUGUGCUGCUCUGGCUUCAGCUCUGAGAUCGAACCCCUCACACCUGAGAGAACUGGAUCUGUCUAAUAAUGAACUAGGCUCAGGAGUGAAGCUGCUCUCUGCUGUACUGGAGAAUCAUCACUGUAAACUAGAGAAACUGAGGUUGUUGGAUUGUGGUGUCACAGAUGAAGGUUGUGCUGCUCUGGCUUCAGCUCUGAGAUCAAACCCCUCACACCUGAGAAAACUGAAUCUGUCUGUGAAUAAUCUUGGAAACUCUGGAGUGAAGCUGCUCUCUGCUGGACUGGAGAGUCCUGACUGUAAACUGGACACACUGUGGUUGAGUGAUUGUGGUGUCACAGAUGAAGGUUGUGCUGCUCUGGCUUCAGCUCUGAGAUCAAACCCCUCACACCUGAGAAAACUGGAUCUGUCUCUGAAUAAACUAGGAGACUCAGGAGUGAAGCUGCUCUCUGAUCUGAAGGAUGAUCCGCAUUAUAAAUUGGAUAUACUAAUUACAUUCGGAUGACAGUCUGAUCUUCUGAUGGUGAAUAAGGAUUCAUGACAGAGACUCACAGUCAGCAGAAUCAACAGAGACUGGAGAUACAGUAACUUCACUGUAAUAAAUUAAGACUUCAUUUAGAUUUCAACAAUCGUCUGACAGACCUGAUAUUUCAGAGCAGCAAAUUACAGUUUCUUAUUCAUAGAUUAACCAUUUUAUUUGUAUAAACACACUGUAUAAUAUCAAAAAGGUUGGAGUUUUGUUAGAGAAAAUAUAGAGCCUGAAUAUGUUUGUGUUUUACCAGCAGAGGGAGACAAAGACUAAUGAAAGAUUCAUUUUUCAUCAAGCUCCCUUUUGGAAAACAAAUAAUGGAAGCUUGAGUGUAUACAUUUUAUAAAAUUAUAGUUGUAUUUAAUUUGUAUUAAUGUAUUAAAGGGGGUCAUAUGAUGCGUU
Molecule: messenger RNA, 3408 nt
Organism: Megalobrama amblycephala (Wuchang bream)
Lineage: Eukaryota; Metazoa; Chordata; Actinopteri; Cypriniformes; Xenocyprididae
Product: NACHT, LRR and PYD domains-containing protein 12-like
Exons: 11
Coding region: 106-2982 (958 amino acids)
Molecular function (GO): protein binding
Source: RefSeq, a predicted model, not a curated record